UUUGGUCGAUUCAAGUGAUAUUAACUAAUAAUAAGAAGAAGAAGAAGAAAAAAAAUUAAGCAAUUUUAAUUAGUAAAAACCAAAAAUGGGGAAUCGAGUAGGAGCAGUUCCCGAUUCCAAUAAUAAAGAGAGAGAUUUGAUUCCUUCUUCGUUUUCAUAAUCAUUUCCCUUCCUUUUAGAGAUUAAGCGAUUCCUCGAUUAAAUCCCAUUGCUCCGAAAUGAGCACGGGCGACCUUCUUAACAUCGAUCCUUUAGAGCUCAAGUUUCCUUUUGAGCUGAGGAAACAGAUCUCAUGUUCUCUUCAAUUGUCGAAUAAAACUGAUAAUCAUGUAGCUUUCAAGGUGAAAACAACAAAUCCAAAAAAGUACUGUGUUCGUCCCAAUACGGGGAUCGUCUUGCCUCGAUCUACAUGCGAAGUUAUAGUUACCAUGCAAGCACAAAAGGAGGCCCCUGCUGAUAUGCAAUGCAAGGACAAAUUCCUCCUUCAAAGUGUAAAAGCCCCUGAUGGUGUUACCGCAAAGGAUAUAACUGCAGAAAUGUUCAACAGAGAAGCUGGGAAUGUGGUUGAGGAAUGCAAGUUGAGAGUGGUUUAUGUUUUUUCGCAUCAACAAACUUCACCUUCUCAAGAAGGGUCUGAAUUAGUGCCUAGAGGCUCUAUUUCAGACAAUUCUGAGUUUGUUAUGGCUGCAAGAACAUUUAUGGAUCAGCUUGACACGCAAGACAAAUCUCCUGAGGCAAAAGCUCUUAUAACGAAGCUGACUGAUGAAAAAAAUAAAGCAAUUCAACAAAAUAACAAGCUUCGCCAAGAGCUGGAACUGUUGAAGCGCGAAAGCAGCAAAAGUGGGGGCAAUCUGUCUUUCAUGUUUGUCGCCUUGAUCGGCUUGAUUGGGUUAAUUAUGGGAUAUAUCAUGAAGAGGUCGUAAACCGCUACCGAUCUAGUCAAGCUUAUAUGCAUAAUUUUUCUCUACUUUCCUUCAAUGGAGAAGUAAACUGCAGGAAAAGGGUUAAGGUCAUAUGGCUCUGCACUGCAGUUGGUGGCUGGCCUGCAUUGCAUUGCCAUUAACUUUGUUGCAAUCUUUCUGUAACUUGGAAAGAGUUAAUUUAGGAAUAAAUACGUACUAUAGGGUCAUGAGCAAUUUAGUCCCGUUAAAAAUAAACGGAAACGGGGCAAUUUAAUCUCUGUAUUAUUCUAAAGUGAAUAAAUAAAGAUAAAAGAUGGUAUUAACUAUUUCUGUUAAUAAAAUAUUAAGUUAAGAACAA
This is a messenger RNA of Gossypium raimondii (Peruvian cotton), 1260 nucleotides long. RefSeq names its product vesicle-associated protein 1-2. The record is from RefSeq and is a predicted model, not a curated record. Bases 219 to 923 code for a protein of 234 amino acids. NCBI's taxonomy places the organism in Eukaryota, Viridiplantae, Streptophyta, Magnoliopsida, Malvales, Malvaceae. The transcript has 8 exons. Gene Ontology annotation, biological process: endoplasmic reticulum membrane organization. Gene Ontology annotation, cellular component: plasma membrane; endoplasmic reticulum membrane.